Aedes aegypti (yellow fever mosquito) is the source of this 5996-nucleotide messenger RNA. RefSeq names its product endoribonuclease rege-1 (gene Regnase-1). The coding region runs from base 1654 to 3927 and encodes 757 amino acids. Gene Ontology annotation, cellular component: nucleus; cytoplasmic ribonucleoprotein granule. The transcript is spliced from 5 exons. Gene Ontology annotation, molecular function: RNA endonuclease activity; mRNA binding; metal ion binding. The record is from RefSeq and is a predicted model, not a curated record. Lineage: Eukaryota; Metazoa; Arthropoda; Insecta; Diptera; Culicidae.
GUGCGCGCGAGCGAGCUGCGCUGCGGUCUCCUCCCAGCUCGGUGAGAAAGCUGAAUUAAAAUUUUGCUACGUCAAAUGAAUGGAAAACAGUUGUGCUCCGUUCGUUGCUCAAAGAAGUAGGUGGUUAGUAGUGGCUGAUCGCAGCAUAUAGAGUUCGACGCGUAUUCGAUAAUCGACCGUUUUUUUUUGGUUUGUGGUGUUUCUAUCUACCACCUUGCUGCUAUUGGUGAUUGGCAGCUGGUCGUGAGAUUUUUUUGUGGAGAAGAAUUGGCUGCUCCAGGAUAUGGUCGACUUGGAGCAAUUGGUGAAACUGUGAUUACGAAAUAUCUCUCAGGAGCUGAAAGUGCUUAGAAGUUUUUGUUACAAAGCAAAAUAGUUGUUUAAGUGAGUGAUCGGUAAUUGAAAUCAAAAGUGAUCCGAGUACGAGUUUAGUUGCACCCAAAGAGGAUGUGGAUUCGGAGCGAGCAGUAAUAAUCAAAGGCCAGAGAAGAAGAAUCCAGUAUAAGCGCAAACAAAACCUCCAACGAGAGUACAGUGAAGUGUGGUGCAUAUAUUUUCGUCCAGUAUUUCAAUUCUAGCGGCGCAUGUUGACGCCAUCGACGACAGUAUAUCGAUAGAAUGCUAAUACGUAUUGAGUGAUUCGGAGCUUCAAUGUGGUUGUAGGAAUGCUAAAUCCGUUUGCAUUGUACGUAAAGUGAACGAGAUCUUCGAUCGAGGGUGAUCUUCGCGCGUUGACGUCACAGUCGCUCUCCAGGCCACUACAGCGCACCGGAGGUAGGCGUUGAAGACUGGAGUCCUGUUCGGCAGUUAGUGUCUACGUAAUCGCGCUUGAGAGGCAGCAAAAACAUGAUCAUUGAUCAUCAUUGAUCGCAUCGCUAGCAGCAAGUGGAGCCAACGCUCGGAGAGGAAGCUACACGCGCGUUUCGAUCGAUCGUCGUCAUCAUCAGAUUCUCCCACCACCAACCCUCGGCAAGUCUCGCGCUUAGUCAGAGAAGCCGAUCUACCCCUUCACCGCCUGAUCAACAAGAGGCGAAUUCCGUUUCGUCACGCAAGGGUUCGCCGCGAGAGCUCUCGGAUAUCUCUGCUUGUGGUUUCAGCUCACCACCCCGUAGAUCAGUUCACCUGCGGCUGAACAGGCAGGUUCAACGGCUCCGGAUCUUGUGAAUUGCGGUGGUGGGCGAUCGCGACGACGUUUUGGAGUGUUGAAGAGCGAGGAGGAGGUCGUGUGCAGUUUGGUCCGAGUCUUUCUUCUUCUGGUGGGACCCUCCUCGAAAACCGAAAACCGGUUGACUCGUCUCUGACGACGAUCGACGACGGGUUGACCUCUUCUUCGUCUCGUCGUCUUCGUUGCCUUCGCCAAAGCUCAUCAGCUAGGCUAGCACGGGGACCGAACUGGUUGGUUCAUUCAGCCAAGAUAGGAUACAGAGGCUGCCCCAAGGUGGUGGUAACCAGACGGUGAAUGGGUCAUUUGCGAAGCGGAUCUUGUGGUGCGCUACGAUAAAUAUUACACCGACACGAACGACGACGACCGGAGAAAACUGCGAGCGACUGAUAGUUCCUAUAUUAAACGACACGGAGAGCAGUUUUGUUAUUCAUUUUUUCAAAGGAGAAGGAUUUUGUAUUUAUUAGCACACGAACGAAAGACAGAGAAAGAUGCUCAUCACCAGCAACUAUAGUCAAAAGCAAUACCUGGACUCACUAUGCGUAACGGAAGCCGAAGACUCCAGCUACGACAGCGAUUGCGACGGCGAUGACCUCUCACACGAGCAGGUGUCCCGAACGACCAGUGACACCCUUGGUCAGGAAUUCGCCGAAUACGUCAGUCAUGGGGGAGACUCCUCCCAUCAGCAACAACAGUUGGACCGCUCACCGGGCUAUACGCAACGGGUAGAAUUCGCCCUCAAAUUGGGCUACACGGAACGGCUCGUCCAGGCUGCUCUUCAGCGACUUGGUCCCAAUCCGGCCCAGAAUGAGUUGCUGGCGGAGUUGAUCAAGCUGGGUUCACAACCUGGGGCCAAGGGAGCUGGGGAGUUCAGUGUAGAUGGUGGUCUCAGCGAUCCGUUGAUGGCCGCUUCGUCCGAGUACGGAGCGGCCGUACCCAUCGGAACGGGGAGCGGGUUAGUGGGGAUGCUGGGCGGAAGCGUCAGUAGUGGUAGUGCCAGUGGUGGUGGAGGUGGUAUCAGUGCCAGUGAAGAAUCUCUUCGUCCAAUAGUGAUAGAUGGUAGCAACGUGGCCAUGAGUCACGGCAACAAGGAAGUGUUCUCGUGCCGGGGUAUCCGGCUGUGUGUGGACUGGUUUAAGAAUCGGGGGCACAAAGAUAUUACGGUGUUUGUGCCAAAGUGGCGAAAGGAAAGUGCCAGACCGGACAAUCCGGUCAAAGACGGUGAAAUACUGAACGAGCUGGAGAAGGAGCGGAUGCUGGUGUUUACCCCUUCGCGUUUGGUUGGUGGCAAACGGAUGGUGUGCUACGACGAUAGGUAUAUUCUAAAGCUCGCUGCCGAGAACGACGGUAUCGUGGUAUCGAACGAUAACUAUCGUGAUCUGGUGCAGGAGAGUUCCGAGUUCAAGAAGGUGGUCGAAGAACGGGUGCUGAUGUACUCGUUCGUGAACGAUCGCUUCAUGCCACCGGACGAUCCGCUCGGCCGGUCCGGGCCCACGUUGGACAACUUCCUGCGGGUGCAGCCCCGCAAGGGCGAUCCCCCGCCACCCUGCCCGUACGGGAAGAAGUGCACCUAUGGGAACAAAUGCAAGUUCUACCAUCCGGAGCGGGGCAGUAUGCCACACAAGUCGGUGACGGAACGGUUGUCGGAGUAUGCCGCGCGUCAUCUGCAGGCACGGAGUGAAGGCGGAGCGGUAGGGAGUGGCCGAACGGUGGUACAAGGGAAGUCACUCAGUGUACCCUUGUCCAACAGUAGCAGUGAAACUAGUCCAAUCAAUGAUAAACGGAAAGCAUUAUGUCGCACAAGAUCUAACGUUCCUCCAGACACCGGCAGUUCCAGCACGAGUGCCAGCAUAUAUGGGGUGAAUCCAGGCGAUCAAUUGCAGCAACAACAACAUCUGCACCUUCAGCAACACCCAUUCAUGCCAACGCCCAACCGAUCCAACUGGGACAUUUCGCCUCUCUCGCUGCCUCCGCACAACUUAGUCGAUUCGCAAAUCUUCCCCAAAUCUCAUAGUAUAGAAAAUAUAUCUAAGGAGACGUACAAUCAGCUCCACCAUUCGAAUAGUUACAGUGCAUCACUGUGGAAUCGACAGCAGCAGCAACAACAACAGCAGCAAGCACAACAAUCCCAGCAGCAACAACAACAACAACCAGUAGAUCCAUGUGAUCGUAGCGUAGUAGAUCCUAGUGUUAAUCUACACCGUAAGCUGCAGCGCCAGUUGACGCUCAAUCCGGCCGGGUGUGACCCUCGAAUCUAUCAGAUGCAGCGCAAUGUGGCCGCUAUUGGUCAACAGCAGCAGCAACAACAACAGCAAGGACAGCAGCAACUGUCCCCUCACAGACCGUUGGCCCCGUCGUUGAGUGGGGGAGCUCGUCCGAACCCGGCCGCCCAGUGGGAUCUGCAUCAGAAUGUCACCCGCAUCGCUUCGGCUCCGGAUCCAUCUCGACCGUGGCACACGGGACCACCGCCGGCAUCGUCCUCUGAACCGCACAUAAACCUGUGGCCACCGCCAGCUCAGCAGCAGAUUCCCGGCAAUGCCGGUUCCGGUGUAAUUGGUCCACCCCAGCAGCCGCCACCACAGACAUCGCAAGCCGCCGCCGCCGCCCAUCAACAGCUGCAGCAGGACCAGAGGCGUCGGCUACACUACCAUCUGGCCAGUAUCUUCCCGGAGGAACAGGUCCAAACCGUACUGCAGAUGUAUCCGGACGAAACGAACCCGCAGAAGAUCUGCGCCGCCAUACUGGCCAUGUUCCCGAAGAUGUAAACUGCAUCCCAGUAAGUCCACGAUUCGACCGUUAAUAUUUGUUACCUCGUUAGGUAUUGCGAGACUUAAGAAUCCUUAUGAACGCCGUAGACGUUUUCGAGGUCGUGUUUUCCCCAAGGGGGGAAUGGACACGAUCCAUUGGAUAUGAGAAUGUUUGGCAUUAAAGUGACAUAAUCAUAAUUUGAGUCGAGCCCGUUUAUAUUCUACCUUUGUUAUAUCAAACAAAUUCUAUGUCAACCGGAUUGAUCCCAGCGGAAACGGUUUUAAACCGUUUCCUUUGAACUUUCCUGUUAUUGUGCCUUGUUCGAAAAGGGCACGAACAAUGUCUGUACUUUAAAAAGAAAUACUCAGCCAGUGUUGUCUGAAAAAAAAAAACAGAUAAAAUCUAAAACAGAACUCUAAUAGGUGCCAAAAGAAAUCCUCCUAGAUCACCUAGAGUAUCAAAUGACGGAUGAAAAGCAUCACACUUAAUCUGUCGCUUCCAGUCGUUAAGAGAAUUCCAAUUUUAUAGAGAAAAAAAUGCAAGCUUAUUACUAAUCGUCAGCAAAUCUAAUCUCAAAUCUUUAACUCUAGCACACUUUUUCUCUAUAUAAAAAUAGCAUUUUUCUUUUUAUGAACUAUUUACCAUUUUAUCUAGUUAUAUAAUUCUUAAUCCCCUUUUAAAACCCAGAUGCACAUACUAUUAUCGACUAUUUAAUCGUUAAUUGUUAGUUAUGUUUUUCUUUUUCGUUGACAUUAUUAGUGAACCGAGCAAAUCUUAAGACAUCUUUCCUCUCAUUUCCGUCUUCGAGGCUUGCUACCGACCUAUCAAAUUCUACAUGUUAAUCCUGUGUGUUUGCUUAAUGGAUUUUAUCUACAUAUAUUUAAAACAGAACAAUCUAAACUAGAGCGACAUUCAAACGAAACGACACAAUUAGGUUUUCGAAAAUUCUAAAGAAAAAAAGAAACAAUCUGCCAGUAGAUGGAGCCGGUUACGGGCCAAUGGGUAAGGUUACUGUUUAUCUUUUCCUCGGCAUCAUUGGCCAAAGACCCCAACCAACUCCGGAAACAAUUCCGUGUAACUUCAUAUUGAAGCACUUUUGUUGCGUGCAGACUCGUGAUAAACAUAUGUACUACUUACCGAUGUACUCUGUACCUCCAUACACAUAUUACUAGUACUACUACUACUAAAAGCUACGAUAUAUGACCGUUUUCCUCCAAUAUUAUGUUCGAUGGUUCGGUAUUUAGUGUUUUGUGUAUGUCCAACAACAGCAAUCGUCAUUAUCAACAUCAUCAGUAUUGUUCUCGUUGUCUUUAGACGACCAACGGGUUUUACGUAACUCGAAAAGCGAGCCUGCGAGUUUUAAACAUUCCCACUGAAGCUCGCUUUCAUCAGCUUCUUGGGGAUCAGUAUAGAUCUAUUUUGUUAGAUGGUAGGGAAAAAGAGGCAUUUUAACACCGAAAUGAACUUAUAGCUACAUAGACUUACAAGCAGCUCGGACAACUGUUUCUUCCUUUCUUCCGGAAACGAUCGUUAACAGCCAAGAGUUAUACACAGAAACACAUACAUAGAAUACCUAAGAUAUGGGAACCUACACUAAACGCUAUACCAGUGUUAUUAAAACAACCGACAGUACUACAACUACCAUUACUUGCUACUAGCAUACUUGCUACCAUUUUAACCUGGACGAUUUGGAUUUUUAAACAUUAGAUAACAUAAAAAUCCUUACCACUCACACACAACAGUACCACUUAAAGAUAAAGCAGAAGAGCGUACUGAAAGAUCCAAGAACGAUGUGGAUUUUUGGAGAGAAAAAAAUCUGAUAAAGGUUUACAUACCAAUAGAAGAACAACCACAAACAACCACAAAAGAACCAGAUAGCCAUCGCAUCAUCACAGUAAUGAAAACUGCAGAAGAAAUGAAAAAAAAAGUUAGGCAGAUAUCUUGUUACAGCAAGCAAACUUAAAACAUGCUAAAAUAUCGAUACAAUACUUACCUAAACAUAAAAAAACAACAUCAACAGAGACCAUAUGAGGAAGAAGGAAAGAUGAGUUUAAAAAAAAUAUACAAGGUACAUAUUUGAACUUUA